Messenger RNA from Dendronephthya gigantea, 504 nucleotides. RefSeq lists its product as uncharacterized. The record is from RefSeq and is a predicted model, not a curated record. The transcript is spliced from 4 exons. Bases 1 to 420 code for a protein of 139 amino acids. Lineage: Eukaryota; Metazoa; Cnidaria; Anthozoa; Malacalcyonacea; Nephtheidae.
AUGCAUUAUCUUAUACAUAUACCUGAUGAAAUUGAACAUGUGCUGGAACCUUCUGAGUUCUCCCAGCAGCCCUUGACUAAUUACCUGUAUAGUGGUGAUGUUGUUGGAUUAGGCGAUCACAAUGUUGAUUUGCACAGCCAUCCAUAUUUUGGCAUGAUAGCUCAAGCUGCUAGUGUUGAUCAACUGGCACAGCCAUGUAAAGGAAGCAGUCAUGUUAGGCAUGUGGAGAUUCAUGGCAUAAUUUACAAGCCAGGAUGUGCUCUGCGACUGCAGGAAAUGGAUGAGAUUGGUGAGAGAGAUUAUCCAGUUUAUGGUGAGGUGGAAGAAAUCGUUGUUUGGGAAGAUAGAAAAUUUUUUUGUUGUUCGAGUUUUGGAGACAUCUGCUUUCCACAGACAUUUUAUGUACUACCAAGUUCAUAAAACUAAUGAAAGGCUUGUUGUACGUAGUAAUUCAAAACUUACCCUGGCAUGGGGUUUUGCAUAUUAUUAAAUCUAAUGGAAAAU